UUCAAUGCACGAAGAAUGAGGGGAGUAAAGUGAAAAAGAGGAAAACAAACUUUGGUGAUCAGAACCCAAAACCCUAAUUUGGAGGCAGAAGAGGAAAUGGUGGUGAGGCUUCGAUUGGCGAGGUUGGGAUGCCGGAACCGGCCCUUUUACAGAGUUAUGGCCGCCGAUAGCAGGUCUCCCAGAGAUGGAAAGCAUAUCGAAGUUCUGGGUUACUAUAAUCCUUUGCCAGGUCAGGAUGGUGGUAAACGAAUGGGGCUUAAUUUCGAACGAGUGAAAUAUUGGCUCUCAGUUGGUGCACAGCCAUCGGAUCCAGUUCAACGUCUUUUAUUUAGAGCUGGGCUUCUACCACCGCCGCCCAUGGUUGCAAUGGGCCGGAAAGGUGGACCUCGUGACACCCGCCCAGUUGACCCGUUGUCUGGACGAGUCUUGACCCCCGAGCAACCAACCAAAACUAGUAAUGAAUCAGCUGAAGUUUAAGAAAAUAAAAUGUCAACUUCCCAAACUGUUGGUUUUUGAGACAUGCUAGUAGGGUUGGUUUUUACGGUUAAGUUAGAACUACUUGCAAUGGUUAUAAUGUGGUAAAUCUUUGAUGCUAUCAUGAUCUUAUUCUGUAGCAAAAAGUAUCAGUUUACCGUUUUUCUCAAGUGUUUUGAGACCUCAGGGGGUUUUUGGGAUUGCUUAUUUAAACAACGUAUCUACUUAUUAUGUUUUUAUAAAACAUAUUUAGUACUUUUGAGUGGUUGGAACU
Messenger RNA from Helianthus annuus (common sunflower), 748 nucleotides. RefSeq names its product 30S ribosomal protein S16-2, chloroplastic/mitochondrial. The coding region runs from base 97 to 477 and encodes 126 amino acids. Gene Ontology annotation, molecular function: structural constituent of ribosome. The transcript has 3 exons. Gene Ontology annotation, cellular component: small ribosomal subunit; ribosome. Lineage: Eukaryota; Viridiplantae; Streptophyta; Magnoliopsida; Asterales; Asteraceae. Gene Ontology annotation, biological process: mitochondrial translation. The record is from RefSeq and is a predicted model, not a curated record.